This is a messenger RNA of Pseudo-nitzschia multistriata, 2343 nucleotides long. Lineage: Eukaryota; Bacillariophyta; Bacillariophyceae; Bacillariales; Bacillariaceae. The record is from the annotation of a GenBank genome assembly.
AUACAGAACGGAAAUUCAAUUUGAUCAUACGAAAAGCGCGGGUUUUUAAAAUGGAUCUUACGAAAAAAUGUGGCAAUCUGUUCGUCUUGAACCAACGAGAAUCCUUUCUCCUUGUAACCAGUAGUAAUCCUGGCAACUACAGCAUCUCAGUCACUACCGGUACCACAGCAAUCGCACCAAUACACGUACCCUGCAUUCUCYUCAUAUUUCUCUGAAGUAGUAUUAGCGAAACAUAUUGUCGCAACAAAGUACUGUACCGUAUCCAAGAUGAAGUUUAGUAGCAUCGUAAGCAACCUAAUCCUUCUUGCAUCCGCAAGAUUCGCCGUCGCCGAUGACGAGAUGGAGGAAACAGUCUAUCAACCUCUGUUGGAAGCACCUGUCSUGCUUUGGAGCACCACGCUCAAACCCGAUGUCACYCUCGGUUCGAUCGAUAUCGAAGCCGGCAACGGAGUUUUCAUGGCACCCGAUGGCAAGCACGCAAUCGUGACAACUGUAGGUGCCAAUGUAUAUGCUAUGAAUGCCUACAGUGGUGAAGAAGUCUGGGUUUACCAUCCCGAAGCAGUCGGCUCAAGCAUCGCUCGUUCCCACAGCGGUGUCACUUUUGCCCCCACCGGAGACUACAUGGUCUACGCCGUUGUCGACAACGAAAAUAGCUURAGCCCCACGUCGUAAGUUACUCUAUUGACAACCGAUGCUGRUUCGAUAUCAUCGCCUCUUCUCGACACUUCUCUCACUCGAUAUCUUGGUUGUCAUUUCUGACGCCUGCUUCUUCUGAAUUCCCUUCAUGUUAUCCCUUCGCGACUCUCAGCCGUGUURUUGCACUUGGCAUGGACGGAUCAGAACUUUGGGUUUCCGAAGACUUGGAAGGUGUUGCUGCUGGAUGUCCUCAAAUCUCAAGCGAUGGUUCCUUUGUUUUCUUGACCCACAACGCYGAUGGUUUGACGAACGGAUACUUCACCAUUCUCGAUGGAACAACCGGGACCUUCUUCUACGGAGGUUCUAGUGGAGAAGCAGGAGACUCUCCGACCAAACGUUACGGACCACUUGGRAUCUUCCACGAACCCGAGGAAGGAAACUACGAUCCCAUCACCUCCGGUUCCCCAGUCAGCGAAGGUGAAUUCAACACCAACGACAUGAUCAUGUGGUCUCAAUCUCCCAAACCAGAAGAUACAACCAUUGAGGAUGGAUACCUCUAUGGAUUUCAAUUCCCCCGUGACUUUGCCGGAAAUUCUUCUGCUAUUUCCUACUUCCAAAUUGGAAGUUUCAUUCGUGAUUUCCAGUCCAUCACUCCUCCUGUCAUGACCAACAAUGGAAUGUCCGCGUACUGGGGUGUUUCUCGCUCCGGAUUCCGUGGCUGGACACCAAARCGAUUCAGCAGAGCCAGAGAUGUUUCUGUUGGUUUCACUAGAAACGAAGAUUUCCCAGGACAACCCGUUUGGGCACCUCCUACCUUGAGUGAUGACGGGCUAGAGCCCUUCCUCUUCGGAGGUAGUGCUGCAAGGGAGUUCGUCAAAAUGAGCUGGGAUUUCAGAGAAAGAAUUGUCGUCCCUACCGGAGGGUACGUCAAGACGAAGGCAAUCAUUGAUGGUGAUUCACGUGUUGUGUACUACAUGGAAAGUGACAAUGGUAUUUUGCACUCAGCAGACUUCGAUGACGUCGAUGACAUUUGGACAGUUCCCUUUAACUUUACCGUUGAUGGAGAGAUGGCUCUCACUCCCCGCUCGGAUGUCUUGAUCGCUGCUGACUCGAAGGGUGCCAUUACUGCCUUGCAGGUCGCCGAUAUUCCUGUUACGGACGCUCCGAGUCAAUUGCCUUCGGAUGGCCCCUCGUUGGCACCUACGAUGCGACCUACCAUUUCUGCGGCGCCUUCUGUAUACGUCGCAGUGCCCACCGAAGUCCCUACCGCUGCUCCUCUCGCACCAGACACAGAGGCUCCUGUCACUGUCCAACUMCCUUCGGCCACGGCGGCUCCUGUCGCUACUCCUGUCGUUGCUCCCACGAGUUCAAGUGCCACGCUAUCUUGUUUUAUUGCCUCGGCCGCAGUCAUUGUAGCAGCCAUGUUGGUGUAAAUCUCCGUAUUGUGGGGGAUGAAUAGGGCAGCCAGCAAUGACAUACGGAUCGAUGAAAAUGAGCAUGAUGCAAUCAAGCCGAAUCAAUCGUGGAUCCGGUCUUCUUUUGGUCAUUUGUGGGUCGAACCUCAACCCGCGCGGUGUUGCUUUGUUGUUUAGAUAUUAUCGCCACAAGUCUACGUGAGUGAACAAAAUAUCUCUGCCAAAUAUCGACCUAGGUAGUAACGAKGAUGUACAACGUACAUAAUUGUUCUAUUAAAGUAUGUGUUUCGAA